AAGCAAGUUUGCAAGGUGUUUAUUGCACUGUUUCCAAGGAGAGGGAAAAAGGGGUCUGAACUCUGAAAUGGGGAGGAGCAUCAGGGUUUGGGGAUUGAUGAUCACAGUUUAUGUGUCAAUGAUGCUAGCUCAAAAUGCCACAGGACAAAGCACAUAUGCUUGUUGGGGAGGAUGUUACAAUGUGUGCUUUCUGCUUAGUAGCAGACCAAUAGCAGAGAGGUAUCCGUGUUAUUUGAAUUGCCUGGCCAGCUGCUUUCCUCAGUCUGCUCUGGAAAGCCAGCUUUACUAUUGCCAUGUUGGUUGUUCAGCACAACGUUGCCUCCAAAUAAAAGAUGCUUCUGCAAGGGAGAAAUGCUUUGGUGGCUGUGGAGACGCCUGCAAAACUUAGAACUGUCUUGCAAUUCUGUGGUGCAUCCAACAUAGGGAGUUUGAUCAUACUGCUUUAUGUAAUAAACAAUAAUUUAAUGGUUCUUCUUUAUCUUUUCAUUCACCGAGAAAGGAAUGAACUCCAUCCUUUCAAAUUUGUCCCUCCUUUUGUUCUUCCCCAUUCCCGAUCAAGAAGAAAGUAUAUUUUCCUUUUA
Coffea eugenioides is the source of this 581-nucleotide messenger RNA. RefSeq lists its product as uncharacterized. Bases 68 to 388 code for a protein of 106 amino acids. Lineage: Eukaryota; Viridiplantae; Streptophyta; Magnoliopsida; Gentianales; Rubiaceae. The transcript is spliced from 2 exons. The record is from RefSeq and is a predicted model, not a curated record.